Messenger RNA from Fusarium sp. VM40, 375 nucleotides. Lineage: Eukaryota; Fungi; Ascomycota; Sordariomycetes; Hypocreales; Nectriaceae. The record is from the annotation of a GenBank genome assembly.
AUGAUACGCGCCUCAGUCAUCUGUAUAUCUCACGGCGGAGGCCCGCUUCCUGUUAUCGGUGGACCAGGUCACGAAGAAAUCACCUAUUCCCUUAAAACCCGGGUCCCGAAAAUCCUCAAGCUUGGCACCCCCGAAGCACCGCGAGCCAUCAUUUGUGUAACAGCGCACUGGUCUGAACAUCAACCUACCAUCUCGUCCGCUAGUCACCAUGAUCUCUACUAUGAUUACGGUGGUCUCCCAAGAGAAGCAUAUAACCUGGAAUACCCGGCUCCGGGAUCUCCCUCUGUCGCCAAUGAGGUCAAGAAUGUUCUUACAGAAGAAGGCUUUAAACCUGGUCUCAAUAGCCAACGGGGUAAGUCAUGUAUCCCAUUUUAA